AUGUCCAAAAUGAAGCAAGACUAUGCUCUUGAGCUUCCAAUGGCGCCCACCGGGAUCACUGUCAUCAUAGUCGGUCUCGGGGUUGCUGGUCUCACUGCGGCUAUUGAAUGUCACCGCAAAGGACACACCGUGAUUGGGUUUGAGAAGGCAGAAAAGUCACGGCAAAUUGGUGACGUGUUUGGAAUUUCUAGCAAUGGAGCACUGGUAAUCGAUCAGUGGGGUAAUGGAGUGGUAGCAGAGCAGCUGGAUAGUAUCCGGGGAGUUCCUGAUUCCACUGACAUGCAUAACUCUGCCGGCGAACUCCUCCAGAAAAACCCGACAUUUGGUGUGCGACCAGGUGAGGGAUAUCUGGUAAACAGAGCAGAAGCGGUUGAGGUCUUCUACCAGCAUGCGAAGAAGCUAGGUCUAGACCUUCGAUUUGGAAUUACGGUGUCGGAAUACUGGGAGACGGAGCAUGAGGCUGGAGUGAUUGCGAACGAAGAAAAGGUCAAUGGGGACUGUGUCAUUGCCUGUGAUGGCAUUCAUAGUAAAGCCAGACCGAUCAUUACUGGAGACAGUGCCGGCCCUAAGAAGACUGGUAGCGCAACUUAUCGUGCCAGCUUUGACAGUGACUGUGUUGGUAAAGAUCCUGAUGCCCAAUGGCUGCUUGAUGGUCGGGGAAAAACCGACAAGCUGAAUUACUUCAUUGGAGAAAACAUUCUCAUCAUCAUUGGUACCAUGAAGUACGGAAAAGAAAUCUUCUGGUCUUGUGUUCACAAGAGCUUCCAUGAUGUUUCCGAGCCCUGGCUUCAAGUGUCAGAUGUUAAGCAUGUCCUUGACUACAUUGAAGACUGGCCAUUUGCCAAGCAACUCCAAUCGGUCAUCGGCAAAACCCCCCAUGGUAAAUGUUAUGAUCACUUGGUCCUAAGUAUGGAACCAAUUGACCGAUUCGUGUCAAGAAAGGGACGGUUGAUGGUCAUUGGAGAUGCUGCUCACCCCUUCCUACCCACUACAGGCCAAGGAGCCAGUCAGGCGAUUGAAGAUGGAGCCGUUGUGGCCAUCUGCUUAGAAAAAGCUGGAAAAGAGCGAGUGACUUUGGGUUUCCGCAUGUUCGAGAAACUCAGACAAAAAAGAAUUUCAUUGAUCCAGAAAUCUGGAUUGAAGAUUCUUCAAAAUCUACAUAGGGCACAAUUCGACACCGAGAAUCAGAAUGAGAAUCCUAACACCAUUUCCCGUCCCUUGUGGAUCCAUGGCCACAACUGUCAGCGACACACAUAUGAAGAGUGGCCUAAGGCUUUGAAUGCCGUGAUCACUGGUGGGAAGUAUAUACCAACAAAUAUCCCUGCAGAUGGCAUAUACCGCCUGGUCGAUGAAGGAAAAAAUAUCAGCUCGGCCAUCUUAACGGAACGCGGGAAUUAA
Molecule: messenger RNA, 1398 nt
Organism: Penicillium odoratum
Lineage: Eukaryota; Fungi; Ascomycota; Eurotiomycetes; Eurotiales; Aspergillaceae
Gene: fqzB
Product: FAD-dependent monooxygenase fmqB
Exons: 4
Coding region: 1-1398 (465 amino acids)
Biological process (GO): secondary metabolite biosynthetic process
Molecular function (GO): monooxygenase activity; FAD binding
Source: RefSeq, a predicted model, not a curated record